CCUCUUCACAGAUAGUUUUGCCCUUCUGUGACUCUGUCAGACAUGCAACCCCCACAAGCUGGGGUCAGCGGAGCAUGGCAGAGUCUCAACCCGCAGGUUUCUUCACUGUAACGGAGAAAAUGAGAAGCUGCUAUGCAAAGUUUCUGCACAUGAUGACUGUUGCCGAAAUAUGCCACCCACAUUCACCUUCAGUUCUCUGAGCCUGACGGCCGGUUCUGACCCAGCCUCGGCUCUAUCGGCUGUUUGCUCAAAAGAGCGUCAGGCGGACUUCCUCACAAAAACAGUCCCUAGAGGUUGUCAGGAGGCUGGUUUGAGUCUCUCAUUCAGAUGCUGAUACCAAAAUAACAUUAAGACUUAGUCAACGCUGAAAAAGAGGAAGUGGUGAAUUGUUGUCUUUCCGAUCCACAGCCUUGUAUACUGAAAAGCAACAGAUGAAAACCAGUUGAAGUAAGAGAACCAUUUUUUAAAUUUUUCAUUUCUUUAAUGGGUUGUGGUGUUUGGCAGAGAUCUCAUGGCUCUUUUACGCAAAUACAUCUGGGUGCUGGUGAUACUGGGGAUGGUUUUUGUGUCGGUGGUGAUCAGCCUCAUCUUCAUCCUCAUCAACAAGUGUAUUUCCAGAAAAGCAGGCAAACACCGAAUUUUACAGCUUCAGGAAAGACCUGAAGUCAAAAUCGAGAGCAACAAAUAUCAGCUGACGCAAUCUGGCAACAACACACCUCCUCUUCCUCCUCGGACACAGUUUCUCACAGCAGUCGCCCAGAGCUACGAGAACCUGGCUGAGGAAGGUGAGCAUGACGACCAGAGUGACCACGACUACGAGGAGGCCCUGGACCAGAAGCUCGACUGCGUCAAGGUUCAGGAAAAUCUGACCUGCAAUGAUCCAAACACAAACUCUGGAGUUUCAGUCGCCCAGAGCUACGAGAACCUGGCUGAGGAAGGUGAGCAUGAUGACCAGAGUGACCACGACUACGAGGAGGCCCUGGACCAGAAGCUCGACUGCGUCAAGGUUCAGGAAAAUCUGCUCUGCAAUGAUCCAAACACAAACUCUGGAGUUUCAGUCGCCCAGAGCUACGAGAACCUGGCGGAGGAGAAUGACUAUGAGGAGAGCGUGGAUCCACUGCCGGACUACGUCAAAGUGGAGGAUGAAACCGAGUUUCUUCCCCCUCCUCUCUGCGAUUUGGAUCCAAAUAUCAAAUGCAAUGGUUCUUUGGGUCAGAGCUACGAAAAUCUGGCCGAUGAGAAUGAGUACGAGGAGAGCAUGGAGCAGCAGUUGGACUAUGUGAAGGUGGAGGAUGAGUUUACGCCUCAUCAGAACUACGACGCGAGGGACAACGCCUCCACUGCUUCCACCGAGGACUAUGACGACAUUGGAGGAGAAGACGAGGAAGACUAUGAUGAUAUUGCAUAAGAUAAAUUUUUUUUAAAAAAAGGACAAAGACUUUUUUCUCCAACCUUCCUGCUGACCAGAGCUUUCACAGAUUUCUUUUGCUUCCCAUCUUUAAUUAUUUUUUUCAUGUUUUAAAAAGCAGAACAGGUGGAGAUAACACUUCGCUUUUUGGACAUUCAGUUCUACUUUUUGAUUCCUACACAACUUAUUUACUGAUCAUUUCUAGAUUUGUUUAUAGCUGUUUUUCAAACUUUUUGAUUUAAAACCUUGUGAACUGUUUUUUUUUAUUUUAUUUUCAAAAUAAAAGGUGUAAUUUUACGUUUGAAAAUUGUACAGCGUCGCAUAAAUGUGAUUGUGUUUACAGUAGGCUCAUUUUUGCCUGUUGAAGAGGUGAGGAUGGAAGCUGAGGACCCAGCCAUAGUGCAAUAAUGAUGAUUUUUAAUGAUAGUCCAAACCAACAGAACAGAAUCCAGACAGCACAGCAGUACGGCUAAGAGCUCAGACACUGGUAGCGACUGGUUACGCAGCUAAACACAAUGACAUAGAGAGAACCUGACAGGUAGCAAGAGACACAGGAGGGUGUAAUCAGGGGAAACGAGGGACAGCUGGGGACAAUCAAGAGGUAGACCAGACAUCAAGGAGACUCAAUUAACUGAAAAUGACACAGAAACCUAAAUUAACAGAGAAAAAACCAAAACCUUACAUUAGCAUUUCUGCUGUAAUACGCAGAGCAGAGAUGAAUAUAUAUAUAUAUAUAUAUAUAUAUAUAUAUAUAUAUAUAUAUAUAUAUAUAUAUAUAUAUAAGAAACGUGAACAUUAAUAAUAAUAACAAUAAUAAUGAUAAUUUAUGAAAUAAUUAAAGAAAUGCUUUAUUUUCAAAUUAUGUUCUUUUGAGCAUAUUGAUGAGUUGUUUUUCAGAUGGUGAAAGAGAACACAGAAAAUGUUCAUUUUCAGGGUUGGACUGACCAGGAAAGCAUACAUUUUGGGGUGGCACAAUUAAAAAACAAAACAAUCAAAAAUAAAUAAUUACGCAAACAAAACUUUGUGACUAGAUUAAUAUUUACAAAAUAAAUACUGGCAGCCUUUUCAUAAAAAAGAAAAACUGUGUAUCGUUUGGUGUAUUAUUUAGUUGAUUUCCUAAAAUUGAGGUUCCUUUUUUCUCUAUACAUACAAUCAAUAAGGUGAACAUUGAAUAAUCAAUAAAUUCUACCAUAUGGGAACUCUUUGGUUUUAAUCACCUUGCCCUUCCAGGAAUUAAAAAAAAAAAAAACAAUGUAACUAAAUCAACAAUUUUUCCUUAAAAUUCAGAUGCAUAUUCCCAGUUAUCCUGAUAAAACCCAAAUCAUAUGAGUGAUUGGAAUUCACUUUUAAAUACAACCAAUUCCUAAGCUCUACUAAACACUUUGGAACUAUUUUCUAUUUAUGCAGGAAAAUAGAUUUGAAUCAUAUAAAAUUAAGAACAACAGUGUUCAAGUUGGAAAUAAAGCUUGAGGUGAGAUUUAUAUGUUUGCAAAAACAGUGGGAACAACUGUGUGUGUGUAACUGAGCUCAGAAGGCCAGCAUUAAAACUUUUUGACUCAAUAAUUGAAAACUCUUGAUAAAUCACAUCAAUGAAGAAGAUAAAGUGAAGAAGCCUUUCUGAAGCCUUUCAGAGAAGCUUUAUUUGCUGAAGAGCUCUGAAAGAGCAUUUUUCUUUAGAUUGCUGUGUGUAGCGUGUAGAUAACUAAAGCAUUUGGAAACUAAAUCCUCAGAAGUUUACAACUCCCCAAACUGCAAUGAAGUAAAUCUCCCUGACAUGAGCUCCCUCCUCAGACUCUAAAAACUGCACCGUUUAGACAGAUUUAGUGUUUUAUUCAUAAGUUGAGGAAAUAGCCUCAAAUGUAAGUGAAAUAUUUCUGAUGAAUAUAGUCUGAAAUGAUUGGGGAAAAAGUGGUGGGAGAGCAAAAAAAAAAAAAAAAAAAAUUAAAGUGUAAAAUAUAAAACCAGCUUAUUAUCUGACUCAAGUAAAAUUGAAGUGAUCUGCUGAAAUUAAUCAGCACUGCUUUUAUUGCAUUAUCUGCAGAUGUUAUAAAAUUUCUUCUUAUUAUGAAGUUAACAUUUAUCCACUGCAGCAGUGUAUUAGGACCAUUGUGGAUAGAAAAAAAGAGUAAAUUUCCACCACAAAAACUUUUAUUUUUCAGAAAAAUCUUAGAAUUGUUCAAAUUAAGAAACUUUCUGGGGGGCUUUCUAGAAAAUUUCUGAGAUGGGAAAUUUACUCCUUUUUUAAACUGCCUACGAUGGCCUUAAUACACCAUUGUUGUACUUAUGUUUAACAGACGAAGUGAUAAAAGCUGAAAUAAAGAUGCAGAACAAACAUUUAACAUGACAACAUUCUGAUUUUGUGCA
Messenger RNA from Gambusia affinis (western mosquitofish), 3772 nucleotides. RefSeq lists its product as uncharacterized. The transcript has 5 exons. Lineage: Eukaryota; Metazoa; Chordata; Actinopteri; Cyprinodontiformes; Poeciliidae. Gene Ontology annotation, cellular component: membrane; immunological synapse; tetraspanin-enriched microdomain. The record is from RefSeq and is a predicted model, not a curated record. Bases 512 to 1408 code for a protein of 298 amino acids.